UAUUACAUCAACUUACAAAUGAAAAAGACGUCGACAAAGCAUUUGCAGUGUUGAAAAGAUUAACAGCUCAUCAGAACAUUGACGCCAUUUAUGAAAUUCUUCAGAGACUUUCUGGUGGAAGAAGUCUUCAUGAAACAUGUCAUUUCUUCAAACAUGUUCAUGAAAAACAUACUUCAGGUCUACAAGGUGUGAUUGCGCAAGUAUCGAAAAUAACAGGAGGUGUUGGUCCUUCGGAGCUGCCGCUUGUAUUCUUAGAAUUGAAAAAUGAAAUUGAUAUCAAAGAAGGCUUUAAAUUACUUCUAUCAGGAACAAGAUCGGAGGAUCUGGGUGAGGCGAUCAGCAAAUUCAAUCGUAUCUGCCGUCAAAAGUCUUUUUCUGCGAGUAUCAGAAUAUUUAAGAAAAUUACUAAUAAAAAACAAUUGAAAUACGCUUUGAUUGAAUUAAUGGAGGAAAGUGGUAGAAAUAAUUUAGAAUUUAUAUUUGAGAACUUAUAUAAGAUAACAGGAACCAAUGAUUUGAAUCAAGUGGCUGUUGUUAUCAAGACACAAUUCGGUUUUGAUGAUUUGAUAACAUUCCUACGUAAAGUAAAUGAAGUUGUGAACACGACGAAGAAAGAUCCGAUCACAUUUCUAUUAGUUCUAAUGGAAUUAACAAAGUCACAGAACAUUGCUGAAGUUUGUACGAUUAUUAAGAAGUUUACUGCCAAGAAGAUGACGGUAUUAAAUAUUUUAAAAGAUAUCAGAAUCAAGUCGAAAUACAACGAUAUUAUUGGGUUCUUUAGAAAACUAAUUACGUAUACAGCAACUGAGACUAUACAAAGCUCAUGGGAAGUGUUGAUAUCACUUACAUCAGAAACAGAUAUUUUCGUAAUAUUCGAACAGUUAUCAAUUUAUACAAAAGUUAAUUUUAUUAUAUUUAUUGAGACAAUAAUGAGAUUUACGAAUUCUACAAAUAUAAGAGCUGCCUGUACCAUCCUCUUCAAGACAACGAGUAAAAAACGUCUUUUCGAAAGCAUUCGUGUUAUCUACGUUAUUGUAGAAACAGAUAUCAUUGAAUUCUUUGAGGUUCUGAUUACAAUAAGCAAACGAUUCCAACUGGACGAGGUCAUAUUCAAUUUGGAGAAAUUCACAAAAACUUCAGGUUUCUUAGAUUCGCUUAAGAAAUUGAAAGUCGUGACUAAAGAGACAGAUAUAUUGAAAGCCAUCGGCUAUUUAGAGAAGCACGUUUCAAAAGAAACUAAAGGAACUCCAGGAACUCCGGGAUCACCAGGAACUAACGGAACUCCGGGAACUAAGGGAACUCCAGGGACCAAGGGAACUCCAGGAACUAAGGGAACUCCGGGGACCAAGGGAACUCCAGGAACAAAGGGAACUCCGGGAACUAAUGGAACUCUCGGAACCAAGGAAUCUCCAGGAUCUCCUGGAACUGACGGAACUCCGGGAUCUCCAGGUACUAACGGAACUCCGGGAUCACCAGCAACUGAUGGAACUGACGGAACUCCGGGAUCCCCAGGUCAAGACCCAACACCGGGAUCACCAGCAACUCCAGGAACUAAGGGAACUCCAGGAUCCAAGGGAACUCCAGGAACUAAGGGAACUCCAGGAACAAAGGGAACUCCAGGAACCAAGGGAAUUCCAGGGACUAAGGGAACUCCAGGAACUCCGGGAUCUCCAGGAACUAACGGAACUCCGGGAUCUCCAGGAUCUCCAGGAACUGACGAAACUGACGGAACUCCGGGAUCUCCAGGUCAAGACCCAACACCGAGAUCACCAGCAACUCCAGGAACUAAAGGAACACCAGGAACUAAGGGAACUCCAGGAUCCAAGGGAACUCCAGGAACUAAGGGAACUCCCGGAACCAAGGGAUCUCCAGGAUCUCCAGGAACUGACGGAACUCCGGGAUCUCCAGGUCAAGACCCAACACCGGGAUCACCAGCAACUCCAGGAACUAAGGUAACUCCAGGAACUAAGGGAACUCCAGGAACUAAGGGAACUCCAGGAACAAAGGGAACUCCAGGAUCCAAGGGAACUCCAGGAACUAAGGGAACUCCAGGAACAAAGGGAACUCCAGGAACCAAGGGAAUUCCAGGGACCAAGGGAACUCCAGGAACUCCGGGAUCUCCAGGAACUAACGGAACUCCCGGAACCAAGGGAACUCCAGGAACUAAGGGAACUCCCGGAACCAAGGGAUCUCCAGGAUCUCCAGGAACUGACGGAACUCCGGGAUCUCCAGGAUCUCCAGGAACUGACGGAACUCCGGGAUCUCCAGGAUCUCCAGGAACUGACGGAACUCCAGGAUCUCCAGUUCAAGACCCAACACCGGGAUCACCAGCAACUCCAGGAACUAAGGGAACUCCAGGAUCCAAGGGAACUCCAGGAACUAAGGGAACUCCAGGAACAAACGGAACUCCCGGAACCAAGGGAUCUCCAGGAUCUCCAGGAACUGACGGAACUCCGGGAUCUCCAGGAUCUCCAGGAACUGACGGAACUCCGGGAUCUCCAGUUCAAGACCCAACACCGGGAUCACCAGCAACUCCAGGAACUAAGGGAACUCCAGGAUCCAAGGGAACUCCAGGAACUAAGGGAACUCCAGGAACAAACGGAACUCCCGGAACCAAGGGAUCUCCAGGAACUGACGGAACUCCGGGAUCUCCAGGUCAAGACCCAACACCGGGAUCACCAGCAACUCCAGGAACUAAGGGAACUCCAGGAUCCAAGGGAACUCCAGGAUCUCCAGGAACUGACGGAACUGACGGAACUCCGGGAUCUCCAGUUCAAGACCCAACACCGGGAUCACCAGCAACACCAGGAACUAAGGGAACUCCGGGAACUAAUGGAACUCCCGGAACCAAGGGAUCUCCAGGAUCUCCAGGAACUGACGGAACUCCGGGAUCUCCAGGAUCUCCAGGAACUGACGGAACUCCGGGAUCUCCAGUUCAAGACCCAACACCGGGAUCACCAGGAACUCCAGGAACUAAGGGAACUCCGGGAACUAAUGGAACUCCCGGAACCAAGGGAUCUCCAGGAUCUCCAGGAACUGACGGAACUCCGGGAUCUCCAGGAUCUCCAGGAACUGACGGAACUCCGGGAUCUCCAGUUCAAGACCCAACACCGGGAUCACCAGCAACUCCAGGAACUAAGGGAACUCCAGGAUCCAAGGGAACUCCAGGAACUAAGGGAUCUCCAGGAACUAACGGAACUCCGGGAUCUCCAGGAUCUCCAGGAACUGACGGAACUCCGGGAUCUCCAGGAUCUCCAGGAACUGACGGAACUCCGGGAUCUCCAGGUCAAGACCCAACACCGGGAACACCAGCAACUCCAGGAACUAAGGGAACUCCGGGAUCUCCAGGUCAAGACCCAACACCGGAAACACCAGCAACUCCAGGAACUAAGGGAACUCCAGGAACAAAAGGAACUCCGGGGACCAAGGGAACUCCAGAACCCAAGGGAACUCCAGGAACUCCGGGAUCUCCAUGUCAAGAACCAACACCGGGAUCACCAGCAACUCCAGGAACCAAGGGAACUCCUGGUACUAUGGGAACUCCAGGUCAAGAAGAAAUACCGGGGUCACUUGGAACUCCAGAAUCUUCAGGAACCAAGGGAAAUGAAAACCGACCGUUGCCUUCAGGAAAAGGCGGGAAAGUGUCAAAGAAUCAAGGAACUCGAGAUAUUUUAAACGCGCUGAAAACAGACGUUAAUCUACAUUUCCUGAUUCUACCGGACGGACCUGGCAACACUAAGAAUUGUUAUUGUACGUGUGAGAGUCCAAACCCGCCCAGAGUCGUAUCUCUUAAUCAACUGCCAGCUCAAAUAACUGCAUAAUUUUGUUUAAUAUGAACUUUGAUAUAAUUUUAAUGAACUUAUUAAUUUACUUA
Molecule: messenger RNA, 3874 nt
Organism: Papilio machaon (common yellow swallowtail)
Lineage: Eukaryota; Metazoa; Arthropoda; Insecta; Lepidoptera; Papilionidae
Product: collagen alpha-1(III) chain
Exons: 37
Coding region: 444-3821 (1125 amino acids)
Source: RefSeq, a predicted model, not a curated record